This is a messenger RNA of Gongylonema pulchrum, 426 nucleotides long. The record is from the annotation of a GenBank genome assembly. Lineage: Eukaryota; Metazoa; Nematoda; Chromadorea; Rhabditida; Gongylonematidae.
AUGGCCGAGGAACAGAUCAUGGCGGAGCAACGUUUAAAGGAUACGGCACGAAAAUACGUGGAGCAGCUGAAUAACUCGAAGUCCAAACAACACAAACUUAUGGCACAGCUGCUCUCUUCGGCUGUACUCAGUGCACCGGGUGAGAUUUUUGCACUAAUUAGCUUCUAGGAAUGUUGUGAAUUUACAAUUUUUUCUGCGCUUAUUGGAUUGUGCGAUGUAUUUUUUACAGCACUUCCCGAACAAAUGACAAAAGCAUUGGUAAAAAUAUCGGUUGCAACAUGUUUUACCCGGUUCACCAAUCGACAGUCACAAACUGCUGUUCACAGUGUUUUAUCAGCUUUAGUACAAAAAGAUGCGCCGACUUCGAUGAGCUAUCUCACUGAUGCAUUCACGUCGUUCUUUCGACCAAAUAUAGCACCUCCGUAA